CAAAUGACCAAAAGGCUAUUGGUAACCUAUGCUCUUUGGGCAAGGGGUCCCAUUGGAUUCCAUUAUCUAUACUUGGGUCGUGAUGGCCAUGCCUUGUUGUGAAUGCUUACUUUGGGAGGUGGUAGGUUGGGUUGGCUCUUGGAAUUCUGGAAGCUCCCCAGCUUUGUGGCACAAGCCAACCAACCCCUAGGGCAAAAGAACCAUGAAGACUUGAUACCCAGUCUAAACCCAUUGCGCUUUAUUGCCCAGAUCCUGGUGGGCAUCUAUUUUGGCUUUGUGGCCCUGAUUGGCCUCUCCUUCAUGACAAGUUCCUAUAUUGUGGGUCUUACAUUAUCUGUUGUUUUAGGGGUAUUGUUAGUAGCCACUGUGGGCAACCAGACUUCUGACUUUAAUACUUUAAGGGCAGCAUUUCUGACCUCUCCUCUUUUCUAUGGCCGCCCCAUAGCCAUUCUACUCAUUAGGCUGGCUGCCAGCAUUAUAGCACAGAGAGAUCGUCACUACAAGGCCCAUAUGGGUGCAGAGACUCUCACUCACCCAGAGACUUACCUAGGAUUUGCUUACCUGGCUUUCAUGGGUCCCGUAGCUUACAGCAUCUUCUGCAACAUAACUGCAACUCUCCAGUGUGUAACAGAGACCCUUGGCUCCUUCUUGUAUUGGUUUACCUUCUUCCCUAUCUUCAGCUGGCUCUUGGGGGGAUAUCCUGUUUUUGGCAGCACCUCCUUCCAGGAGAAGUUGUUUGAUUUUAUCAGAAGCUUUCAGGAUGAGAAACAGCAGCUAGCUUACCAAGUGUUGGGCCUUAGUGAUGGGGCAACAUUUGAUGAAAUCAAUCAGAGUUACCAGGAAUUAGUGAAGAUUUGGCACCCAGAUCACAACAGACACGAAGUAGAGGAAGCUCAAAGAUAUUGCUUAGAGAUCCAGGCUGCUUAUGAAAUCUUCAGUAAGUCUAGGAAGUACAGAGACUCAAGAGAAGUUGGAAAAAAAAAAGGCAAUGAGAUAUUAAGAAGCCUUCCUUUGCCAUGGACUCUUCCUGGAAAACUAUCUCUUGCCUUCUUUCUUGUCAUUAUCCUGCACGCUGUCUCCCCCAUCAGACUGCAAGCUUCAUCUCUGCCGUUUGUGAACCCUCGUCGCUUACCCCCAGAAAGGAAAUGCUUGAUGAAUAAGGAGCAGAGAGCCUUACGGCUGCCCCCAGCCUCGGCAGGAAACCCCGCCGUGCACGUCCCAGCGCAGGAGCGGGAGAGAGCAAGACUGGGCGGGUUGGUGAGACGCCGCAGGCGGCGCCCCCUAGCGGGCGCUCCGGAGAAGGGUCGGCUCUUUCCGCCGCUGGAACUCGGAUCUCCGCGCCAGCCCGCUCUUCGGGCAAAGACGAUUCUGCGCGUGCGCGUGCGCGUGCGCGUGCGCGACCCCUCCCAUCUCGGCUUCUUCCCCCCAAUCUCUCACUGUCCGCCUCGGCUGAGCGCUCGCCGCCUCCGAACUCACGCGUAUCUCGACAAGCCUGUUGCCCACGGUUCUCUCGCUACCCCUCCCCCCCGCCCUGCCCCCGCCUUCCCAACGGCCUCGAGCUUGGCGCCGCGGGUUCGCGCCAACGCGGGCACGCGCCCGGCUCGCUAA
This is a messenger RNA of Sarcophilus harrisii (Tasmanian devil), 1608 nucleotides long. RefSeq names its product DnaJ heat shock protein family (Hsp40) member C22 (gene DNAJC22). Gene Ontology annotation, biological process: endocytosis. NCBI's taxonomy places the organism in Eukaryota, Metazoa, Chordata, Mammalia, Dasyuromorphia, Dasyuridae. Gene Ontology annotation, cellular component: early endosome; plasma membrane. The record is from RefSeq and is a predicted model, not a curated record.